GAACACCAAUAUCUACAGGGAAUAGCUAACGGGUAUGGAAUACGAGUUAGUGUCCAGCAACGGAGUACAUAUCCGUUUCCGGCAGAUGAGGGUCUAUUUAUACCAGCAUCCAUGGAGUCUGAUAUUGCUCUAAAACUCAUUAAUAUAACUCGACUUGGAGGUAACUAUGGCAAAUGUAACGACGGAGUGGAAUUUCGGGCAUUGUACAACAUGUCCUAUACCAGAAGGGCUUGCCAAUCGUUUUGUCAAAUGUCUACUGUCAUUAAGACUUGCUCGUGCUAUGACGAUUAUUGGGAAGAGUUUGCUUUUAGUAACAACCCGAAACUUAAGCCGUGUAGAACCAACGACGAAAAUAAAUGUCUCGCGAGAGUUUUAAGUCAGUAUUAUGAGGGCAAUUUAACAUGCACAUGUGAUAAUCCUUGCAGCGAAUUUAGCUACACGAGAGAGAUGAGCCAGAGACAGUGGCCGUCUAAUGAAUAUGCCCGUGUCUUACUGGAAUGGGUGUGUGAUAAUGAUAUAGGCAACUGUAGAACGCUCCGUGACGAACUUAACGACUUAUGGGCAGUGAAUAACAACUUCUUGAAACUGAAUAUAUAUUAUAAAGACCUCAAUUUCGAAAAGAUCACCGAAGAACCUCAAAUUGAGAUACAAGAAUUUUUGUCUGAUGUCGGGGGAGCGAUUGGACUAUGGAUUGGACUUUCUAUAUUAAGUCUUUGUGAAGUUAUUCAACUUAUAAUGGAGUUGUGUCAUUAUGCUGGUCAUAAGAUACUCAAAAAUGGCAGAGGUAACUGAAAUAAUCGUGAAACUCAUCACCAAGGUCGUUCAUCUGACAAGGGAAUAUACAAUCUUCAAAAUGACAAAGAAAGCCGAUGGGUUGAUACAGGAUCUAGUAACAGAGGGAGAAUUAACCAAACAGAAAGCUUUUCCAACGACAGAGGAUAUCAUUCCGACAGCGACAGACGUUUCCGUAAUGAACGUUAUAAUGAUCUACGUCUCGCACCAGAUGACCCACGUGACCAUUAUGACGACAUACGUGAACGUUACUCUGAUUUUAGAAAUUUUAGACGUUUUGAAAGACCUUCUCAGUCUUAUUACUGAAGACAUUAACCAAACCACAAAAUACCGUCUAUAAAUAAUAUUGAUUAAGGUGACUAAUUUACUGAACUUUUGUGUCAAUUAGUUUACACACUUUGCUAGAAUUUCAUUGUUUUUAUGCUUCUCAUAAUGAAAUGCAUUAAAGCCGUGUCAUGACAAAACCAACAUAAUGGGUUUGCGACCAGCAAGGAUCCAGACCAGCCUGCGCAUCCGCGCAAUCUGAUCAGGAUCCAUGCUGUUACCAACCCUAUUACAAGUAUAGAAACUGAUAGCGAACAGCAUGGACCCUGAUCAGACUGCGCGGAUGCGCAGGCUGGUCUGGAUCCAUGCUGGUCGCAAAUGCAUUAUGUUGGUUUUGUCAUGACACGGCUCAUUUUACUUUACAACAAUCUUACAAGUCUCCGCUUUCAAUAAAAAGAUUUGAAUUGGUUUUUGGGUUUUUGUGUCUUUUAUAUGUGCUUAUUUCAUAUGAAAGAUUGACAUAUACAUGUAAGUUCACACCUGUAUCACCUUUUUAUAAACAUUUUAUAUUUUUAUUGUUCUUUCUUACCAAAAUCAAACUUUUUUAAAGCCACGUCCUUUUUAAAUUAUCAAUGUGUGUGCGUGUGUGUGCGCGCGCGUGUGCGUGCGUGCGUACGUAUGUUAGCGUGUGUGUGUGCUAGCUAGUGUGUUUGCAUGCGUGUGUGUUUUGUUACUUCUAUCUAACUAAAAGUCAUUCGUGUAAAAUAUGUAAAAUAAAAUGUAUUGCAUAAGGAAAGACCUGUUGCUUAUGAUGAGAGAAUUUGUGGGUCAAACUAAAUGUAUUGUUACUGCCUUUAAAUGUAUAUACAUGUUUCUUUUUUAUUUUUUUUUGU
This is a messenger RNA of Ruditapes philippinarum (Manila clam), 1949 nucleotides long. RefSeq names its product degenerin mec-10-like. The record is from RefSeq and is a predicted model, not a curated record. Gene Ontology annotation, cellular component: membrane. NCBI's taxonomy places the organism in Eukaryota, Metazoa, Mollusca, Bivalvia, Venerida, Veneridae. Gene Ontology annotation, biological process: sodium ion transmembrane transport. Bases 112 to 792 code for a protein of 226 amino acids. The transcript has 9 exons. Gene Ontology annotation, molecular function: ligand-gated sodium channel activity.